Molecule: messenger RNA, 906 nt
Organism: Sporothrix brasiliensis 5110
Lineage: Eukaryota; Fungi; Ascomycota; Sordariomycetes; Ophiostomatales; Ophiostomataceae
Product: ribonuclease p complex subunit
Exons: 1
Coding region: 1-906 (301 amino acids)
Biological process (GO): rRNA processing; tRNA 5'-leader removal
Cellular component (GO): ribonuclease P complex; ribonuclease MRP complex
Molecular function (GO): ribonuclease P RNA binding
Source: RefSeq, a predicted model, not a curated record
AUGGCGACACCUACACGAGGUGCUCUGCACCGGCUGCUUGAGCGCGCGCACUCACCGGACACAGCCAACCAGAUUUUCACCGAAAAGAUUCAGCACCGCGAACAGUUUCUACGACCAGCCUCGCCCGGCCGCGAAGAGCGUGCAGAGCGCGCAGCCAACGGCGGCUCUGCCGCUACAACGACAUCGGCAGCAGCCGCUUCCCUUGCCGCCGCCGCCGCCGCCAACACUGCCGCCGAGCUCGCUGCAGCGGGUGCGUCGGGCCACAACGGCCGCGAUGCCCGCCGGCGGAACCGUCGGAUCAAGCAAGAACAGCGGCAGAACCGGGCCAAGACACUAAAACCAAAGCCGCUGUCGUCGCGGCAGAGGAGAGAAAUCGAGGCCAGGGAAGGCAAAGAAGGCAAGGGGGUGGGGAAGGGGAAGAGGAAAGCACAAAAGGUGCUGUACAGCACCUUUGUUCCCCUCCACCGGCUGUGGUUGGGCUACAUCCGCGAGGUGCUGAGCCCGCAGGAGCUUCGGACGGGCGGUGCAAGCGCGGCGGCCAAGCUGACGGCGGCCGAUUUCCACGGAGCACUGGUGGAAGUGACACGGAGUGCAUGCGUGGGCCGGGUGGGCACGCGAGGCAUUGUGUUGCGGGACACGCGGUUCGUGUUUGAGAUUGUGACGGCGGCCAACGAGGUCAAGAUGGUGCCCAAGGACGGAUCCUUUUUCCGGGUCGAGAUUCCGAUCGAAGAGGAGGACGGCGGGGGCAAGGCGGUGGACGGCAGUACAGAACCUGCAACAGCAGCACCUGCGCCAGCUGCCCACACCCCCACACUGGUCAUCGAAAUCCUCGGCUCGCAGUUUAUGCACCGGGCAGCCGACCGGGCCGGCCGCAAGUUCAAGCAGCAUUUUUACAAAGAGCUGUGA